Molecule: messenger RNA, 2109 nt
Organism: Colletotrichum chrysophilum
Lineage: Eukaryota; Fungi; Ascomycota; Sordariomycetes; Glomerellales; Glomerellaceae
Gene: VPS27
Product: Vacuolar protein-sorting-associated protein 27
Exons: 5
Coding region: 1-2109 (702 amino acids)
Biological process (GO): protein transport to vacuole involved in ubiquitin-dependent protein catabolic process via the multivesicular body sorting pathway; protein targeting to vacuole
Cellular component (GO): ESCRT-0 complex
Molecular function (GO): metal ion binding; ubiquitin binding; phosphatidylinositol-3-phosphate binding
Source: RefSeq, a predicted model, not a curated record
AUGAUGGGCUGGUGGUCCAGCUCGGCCAACACGGCCCUGGACGAGCAGAUCGAGAAAGCCACCAGCAGCAGCUUGGAGGAUAUCGCUCUGAAUCUCGAGAUCUCUGAUGUCAUCAGGUCCAAGACCGUCCAGCCCAAGGAGGCCAUGCGCUCCCUAAAAAGGCGCAUCGGCAACAAGAACCCAAAUACCCAGCUGAGCGCCCUUAACCUUACCGACACGUGCGUCAAAAACGGUGGCACUCACUUCCUUGCCGAAAUCGCCUCGCGAGAGUUUAUGGACAACCUGACCUCGCUCCUCCAAGCCGUUGGUCCCGCCGCCGUCAACCAUGAAGUGAAGCAGAAGAUCCUCGAGCUGAUACAGUCCUGGGCCGCCGCUACCGAAGGCCGCCACGAGUUGGGAUACAUCGGAGAGGUCUACAAGACACUACAGAGAGAAGGCCACCACUUCCCUCCCAGGGUCACCGUCUCCAGCAGCAUGAUUGACAGUAGCGCUCCCCCCGAGUGGGUUGAUUCAGAUGUCUGCAUGCGAUGCCGAACCCCCUUCACCUUCACGAACCGAAAGCACCACUGUCGCAACUGCGGCAACUGCUUCGACCAGCAGUGCUCGACCAAGUCGCUGCCCCUCCCCCAUCUCGGCAUCCUCGCGCCCGUUCGCGUCGAUGAUGGCUGCUAUGCGAAGCUCACCGACAAGUCCAGCAAGGGAGGCGCGCCUUCGCCACUGCCCCAAGACCGAUCUCCCACCUACCCUUACAAGACCCGCAGCACGUCUGCUAUGCAGCCGCGCAAUGCGCGCGUUGACGACGCGUUCGAUGAGGAUCUGAAGAAGGCCCUGGCUAUGAGUCUGGAAGAGGUCAAGAAUUACUCCAAGGGCUACGUGCCUCCCACCGCCAACGGCCCGGAUGCCAAGGUGAACGGAAGCUCUGCUGCCCCGACGAAUGGAGCAGAGGAUGAGGACGAAGACCUCAAAGCUGCCAUCGCCGCCUCGCUGGCCGACAUGGAGGAGCAGAAGCAGAGGCACGCCGCUGUAUUGAAGGAGCAGACAUCGAGCGCUGGAUCUUCAUCGACUCAGCACUUCUCCUUGCCCAAGAACGACUACGAACUUACCCCGGUCGAAGCCGAGAACAUCAACCUCUUCGCGACCCUCGUCGAUCGCCUGCAGACACAACCGCCUGGAACCAUUCUGCGUGAACCCCAAAUCCAGGAGCUGUAUGACAGUAUCGGUACCCUGCGGCCGAAGCUCGCCCGCACCUACGGAGAGACCAUGAGCAAGCAUGACACCCUCCUGGAUCUCCAUGCCAAGCUUUCCACUGUCGUGCGAUACUACGAUCGUAUGCUCGAGGAGCGGCUUUCCAAGGCAUACAGCCAACAUGCCGUCGGAGGAGGUUACAAUCUUCCUCCUGUCCGCCAUUCGACCGGCUCUUAUCCUUCACUUCAGGCCAGUGCCCCUGGUGCUGCCGAGAACUUUUACACUGGCGAGCAACGAGUGGACUAUGGUCACGCUCCGCCACCCCAGGCUUACCCUCCUCAUCCUCAACACACUCCUCAGCCUCAGUACGCGACGUUCGAUAAGCGAGCUUCGGUGUCUGGGCCCCCAACUGGCGUAUACCCUCCCCAGGAGCCUCAACGGACAGACAGCUGGAGAAGUGGAGGUGCGCCCGCGCCCGAGCAGUAUGCGCCUCAACCUUCGUAUCCCAGCGAGCCUACCCCUCCCGCAAACCACCAAAACCAACCUGCCGCAACACCAUCAAACGAUCCCAACGCCUCUUACUACUUCAACCCUCAGCAACCCAGUGCGCCCCCGUCCGCACCACCAUCCGCCGACCCGAAUCCCUCUCCGUACCCCAAUCUUCAGCAGGCGGUGCAGUAUAGGCAGUCUGUGUCUCACCAGCAGACACCUGUCCAAGCACCGGCCCAACCCGCUCAGCAUACACAGCAGCAUCAGGCUCCGCCCCAGCAGCAGAGCUACUGGCAGCCGUCAGUACCCCAGCAAUCAGCGCCGCAGCAUUGGCAGGGCCAGUACAACAGCGGAUAUACCCAGGAGUCGUUCCCGACUGCGCCGCAGCACGCCCCGAAGCAGCCGGCUGUGGAGGAGAGUCUAAUUGAUCUUUGA